Molecule: messenger RNA, 495 nt
Organism: Bacidia gigantensis
Lineage: Eukaryota; Fungi; Ascomycota; Lecanoromycetes; Lecanorales; Ramalinaceae
Exons: 1
Coding region: 1-495 (164 amino acids)
Molecular function (GO): kinase activity
Source: RefSeq, a predicted model, not a curated record
AUGGCCUCAACCAAGGCAACUAUCAGGUUCAUUGAGCUACAUCAUGUGGCAUAUCUCAAUGUGCGGGUCGAGAAAGCAGCCAGCAAAAUGCUAAACCCGACACUCGUGCAGUCUGCCCUUGACUCGCCAUCAAAUCAAAAUCGCUACGGCGGAGUCAAGGACCUGAGCCAUUUAAGUGCAGCUUUGGGAUAUAAGCUGAUCAAGAACCAUGGAUUCGCUAACGGAAAUAAGCGGACUGCUGCCCUGGCUGUGCACCUGUUCCUUUUGCAGAACGGGAAGAGAGUGCAGAAUAAUCCUUUUGAUGUGGAAGAAAACCUCGACAUCAAGAAUGCGCACGCUAUGGUAGCCGAAGGAAACAUGACUGAGGCAAAAUUGGCCUCCGUUUAUGGUAUAGCAUGGCAAAACGCCACAGAGGAGGACUAUAAGGAUGCAGCGAAUCUAGGUCAAGGCGAGGUGGAGAAGGCAAGCGAAGGACGAUCACCAGCCGAACAGUAA